CAGACUAGUUUCCGUUAUAAGGAAGAUAAACUCACACAGUCACUGACACUGAGAGGAGAAAUGGCACAGAAAGGAGUUCAGCUGGACCGAGAAACCUUCUCUUGUUCCAUCUGUUUGGAUCUACUGAAGGAUCCGGUGACUACAGCCUGUGGACACAGCUACUGCAGGAACUGUAUUAAAACCCACUUUUAUGAAGAGGACAGGAAGGGAAUCCACAGCUGCCCUCAGUGCAGGAAGACUUUCACACCGAGGCCUGUCCUGGAGAAAAACGUCAUAUUAGCAGCUUUAGUGGAGCAGCUGAAGAAGACUGGACUCCAAGCUGCUCCAGCUGAUCACUGCUAUGCUGGACCUGAAGAUGUGGCCUGUGAUGUCUGCACUGGGAGGAAACUGAAAGCCAUCAAGUCCUGUUUAGUCUGUUUAAUUUCUUACUGUGAGAAACAUCUCCAACCUCACUAUGAUGUAGUUCAGUUUAAGAAACACAAGCUGGUGGCCCCCUCCAAGAAGCUCCAGGAGAACAUCUGCUCUCGUCAUGAUGAGGUGAUGAAGAUUUUCUGUCGUACUGAUCAGCAGAGUAUCUGUUAUCUCUGCUUGAUGGAUGAACAUAAAGGCCAUGAAACAGUCCCAGCUGCAGCAGAAAGGACUGAGAAGCAGAAGGAACUUGAGGUGAGACGACUAAACAUCCAGCAGAGAAUCCAGGAGCGAGAGAAAGAUGUGAAGCUGCUUCAACAGGAGGUGGAGGCCAUCAAUGGCUCUCCUGAUAAAGCAGUGGAGGACAGUGAGAAGAUGUUCACUGAGCUGAUCCGUCUCAUCCAGAAAAGAAGCUCUGAUGUGAAGCAGCAGGUCAGAUCCCAGCAGGAAACUGAAGUGAGUCGAGUCAAAGAGCUUCAGGAGAAGCUGGAGCAGGAGAUCGCUGAGCUGAAGAGGAAAGACGGCGAGCUGGAGCAGCUCUCACACACAGAGGAUCACAACCAGUUUCUACACAACUACCCCUCACUGUCAGCACUCAGUGAGUCUACACACUCAUCCAGCAUCAAUAUUCGUCCUCUGAGGUACUUUGAGGAUGUGACAGCAGCUGUGUCAGAGACCAGAGAUAAACUACAGGACAUUCUGAGAGAGGAAUGGACAAACAUCUCACUGACAGUCACUGAAGAGGAUGUUUUACUGUCACCACCAGAGCCAAAGACCAGAGCUGGAUUCUUAAAAUAUUCACAUGAAAUCACACUGGAUCCAAACACAGCAAACACACAUCUGUUAUUAUCUGAGGGGAACAGAAAAGUAACAUUAAUGAAACGAAAACAGUUUUAUUCUGAUCAUCCAGACAGAUUCCCUGUGUAUUAUCAGGUCCUGAGUAGAGAGAGUCUGACUGGAUGUUGUUACUGGGAGGUGGAGUGGAAACGAGGAGUCGUUCGCGUAGCAGUCGCAUACAAGAAUAUGAGCAGAGUAGAGAGGCCAUUUGGAUGUUUAUUUGGAUACAAUGACAAAUCUUGGGCAUUAUAUUGUGACACAAACAGUUUUCAAUUUUGGCACAACAAAGUCCAAACUGACCUCUCAGGUCCUCGGUCCUCCAGAGUAGGAGUGUACCUGGAUCACAGAGCAGGUAUUCUGUCUUUCUACAGCGUCUCUGAAACCAUGACUCUCCUCCACAGAGUCCAGACCACAUUCACUCAGCCGCUCUAUGCUGGACUUUGUGUUUCUGGACAUUGGUUUUUAGAAUAUGGAGCCACUGCAGAGUUGAUUAAAGUCAAAUAGAGAAGACAGGUUGAUGUUGAUCCCUGACCAUUAUAUGUACUUGUGUAGUUUCUAAAUGAGGCUUUACAUUUUAGAAGCUGAGAAGUUCAGUGGUCCAUUGAUGUGUGAAAAUAAUAUUGCACUGAUUCAAACUGUACUUACAUUUAUAUACCUUACAUCAAUAUAAAUCUGAAUUUGUUCUUAUGGCUGAUAAUCAUGUGAGUUUAAA
This is a messenger RNA of Oreochromis niloticus (Nile tilapia), 1957 nucleotides long. Its product is annotated as tripartite motif-containing protein 16-like. Bases 61 to 1749 code for a protein of 562 amino acids. The transcript has a single exon. Gene Ontology annotation, molecular function: protein binding; zinc ion binding. NCBI's taxonomy places the organism in Eukaryota, Metazoa, Chordata, Actinopteri, Cichliformes, Cichlidae. The record is from RefSeq and is a predicted model, not a curated record.